AUGGCAUCUGCUGAUCUGAGAGAGGAGCUAACCUGCCCCAUCUGCCUGAGCAUUUAUACAGAUCCUGUAACUCUGAGAUGUGGCCAUAACUACUGCCUGGGCUGUAUUGAGAGUGUGCUGGGUACCCAGGAGGGGUCUGGGCUUUAUUCCUGUCCUGAGUGCAGAAAGAGAUUCAGUAACCGACCUGAGCUGCAGAGGAACCUGAAGUUAAGUAACAUUGUAGGUUGUUUCAUUCCUACUCAUGAAGGGACACAUUCUGGGGUCUUCUGCACUUACUGUGUUCACUCUCCUGUACCUGCUGCUAAAUCAUGUCUGCAUUGUGAGGCUUCUCUGUGUGAUUCCCACCUGAGGGUACACAGCAAGUCUGAGGAACACGUCUUAACUGAACCCACCACUUCCUGGGGUAACAGAAAAUGCUACAAGCACAAGAAGCUCCUGGAAUAUUACUGCACUGAGGAUGCUGCCUGUAUCUGUGUGUCCUGCUCCCUGGCCGGAGAGCACAGGGGACACCAGGUGGAGCUGCUGAAUGAGGCUUCUGAGAAGAAGAAAGAGAAACUGAGAGAUGUUCUGCAGAAACUGACCACAAAGAGAGAGAAGACUGAGAAAAGAGUCCAGAGUCUGCAGGAGCACAGGAGAGGGGUGCAAGAGAAAGCAGCUGGUGUAACAGAGCGACUCACUUCCCUGAUUAGGGACAUCAGGAAACAGCUGAAAGACCUAGAGAAGCGAGUCCUGAGUGACAUCACCCGGCAGCAGGAGCAGGUUUUACUCCCAAUCUCUGAUCUGAUCCAGCAGCUGGAAAAAGAGAAGGACGAGCUGACCAGGAAGAUGAGUCACAUUGAAGAGCUGUACAACUUGACUGACCCAUUAACUGUCCUACAAGAACAGGGAGAUAAUGAGGUCACACAGAGAGGUGAUAAACAGGUCCCUGCUGGGGGGGAUUUGGAGGAUUCGAUCUCAGUGACCUUAUACAGAGGUUUAGCUGAUAUUAUGACUGAUGUAAAGAGAAAGAUUUAUGUGCAGGUGACAUCAGACAUAUUACUGGAUAUAAACACAGCUGGUAAUAAAGUUAUUGUAUCAGGUGACUUGAAAACUGCAUCCUGGUCACAUAUAAGCCAGAAGCGACCCAAAACACCUGAGAGAUUUACAUAUGGUUCUCAGGUAUUAAGUACCAGGAGCUUUUCCUCAGGGCGACAUUACUGGGAAGUGCAGACCAGUGAGUCAGGGUACUGGUGUGUAGGGGUUUGUUAUACCAGUAUGGAGAGGAGAGGAUAUCAGUCUGAGAUAGGAUAUAAUAACAAGUCCUGGUGUUUGUAUAGUGAUAAUAAAGGUCUUUACAUUAGACAUAACAAUAUAAAAUCCUCAUUAAACCCCCCUCUAUCAUGUGACACAGUAGGAAUACUGCUGGACUUUGAGGCUGGGCGUCUGACCUUUUAUGAGCUGUGUGACCCGAUCAGACACUUACACACUGUCACUGUCACCUUCUUCACUGAGCCUCUUCAUGCUGCAUUCUGUGUAUGGGGUGAUGCCUGUUUGAGAAUUCUUUGCUAG
Molecule: messenger RNA, 1548 nt
Organism: Bombina bombina (fire-bellied toad)
Lineage: Eukaryota; Metazoa; Chordata; Amphibia; Anura; Bombinatoridae
Product: E3 ubiquitin/ISG15 ligase TRIM25-like
Exons: 2
Coding region: 1-1548 (515 amino acids)
Molecular function (GO): protein binding; zinc ion binding
Source: RefSeq, a predicted model, not a curated record